AUGCUGAACAAAAAAGGCUUACCUCAAGCAGCACGAGUGCUAAUAUUUUUGGUGCUGAACAAUUUGCUAGCGUCCGCAGGCUUUAUCGUGCUUCUGUUUAGCGUGGCAUUUUCGCUUGGAUCACUAACUCUUUGCUGUCUUGGUGUUGUCGGGUUUCAAGGGCUAUUGUACAUGGCACCCCUUCUCGCGCAACUCGAUAUAAAGCUGCACAACUUUGUCGAGCCUGUGGAGUAUCGAUUGUGUGGCAGCAUACCGCAUUAUGGUGAGGGUGGAUCAUAUUUGGCGCGACCGUCCCUUGCUGUGCUAUUGUACUUCAGCACAGCCAAGGUGGGUGUUGGUGUACUUAGUGCCAUGGUAGUGAUCUUUCCGUUCUCAAUGCCAAUCCAUGCGCUACUAUCGCCAACCUUCCGAGCUCAGUAUCUUGGUGGAAGUUGGUUUAAUGUUUGGACUUUUAUGGUAGUAGCCACCGCUAUGAUAGUAGUUGGCGUUAUUGCGAUGCCCUCCGUUGCACGACUCUCGUGCGUCACCACACGCCUGCUGUGCCGCGAGGUCUUUCCGUCUAUCCGCUUGGGCGACCACGCGCUAUCUAGCUCAAAAAAGCCACUAUGCUCGAAGAUGACCUCGUACGGAACGAAGCAGUCCAUUUUGACUGCAAAUGAAGUCGUUUAA
This is a messenger RNA of Plasmopara halstedii, 669 nucleotides long. RefSeq lists its product as uncharacterized. The transcript has a single exon. The record is from RefSeq and is a predicted model, not a curated record. NCBI's taxonomy places the organism in Eukaryota, Oomycota, Peronosporomycetes, Peronosporales, Peronosporaceae. Bases 1 to 669 code for a protein of 222 amino acids.